Pocillopora meandrina is the source of this 32644-nucleotide messenger RNA. The record is from the annotation of a GenBank genome assembly. NCBI's taxonomy places the organism in Eukaryota, Metazoa, Cnidaria, Anthozoa, Scleractinia, Pocilloporidae.
AUGGCGGCUCAUUGGAGGGUCUUUCAAGUUUUAGCUUGUUUAUUUUUGUUCUAUGGGUUGCAAAUACACGCAAAUCUUCCGAGUAAAUGUCAAAUAUCAACAUACUCUAUCACAAAUUGGUAAGGAAUGUUUUUUAAGAGUUACACGAGAAUUGCACAUCUGAUGCCAGAAGGAUCGAAACUCGGAAACUUCCGUAAUCGUUUUGGUGUAAAACCUUACGUCUUAGUAUUUCUCAGCUUCCUCCUUUUUCCAUUUUAGGACAUGGAAGGUUAUUGGAAGCAAAAGGGAAUAUUAUAUCAAUGUCUGUGGAAACGCUAAAGUCAAAAAAAAAAGUUGUCCUUCAAAGGCUGCCGUUUGCUCGCCGUCAUCAGCUGAUAGUACUACUCUUCAGAAUUUAGGCUCUAAAAGACAGAUAAAUGCAACAAGGGAUUCAGGCUUCGAUUUGAUUUUUACUGGUGGACAAUGCAACGAGAUGGGAAAUAAUAAGGCAUGGGAAACCAACAUCUUUAUGAGAUGUGGAAAGUUUCUGGUAAGUAUUUGAUCCAAAAAUUGCUGUAUUUAUAGGACAAUAGACAUCGUGACUGUUUGGAGAAUCAGUUCGUCCUGACCCUGUUGUUUUGAGUUUGGUUUUGGAGGGUAGUUCUGACGAUACUUGAUUUGUCAUUAGAAUGUUAGUACAUCCAUCCCUUUCAUUAUCUUUGUUACAUCCAUUUUGAAAUCAUCGGUGAUCCUUGGAAUGUGAUUGGUUCUCAUUGUUGCAACUUAUUCAUGAUUCGCAGACUUUUCCUCAGCCAAUUAGGAAGUUGUGCUACAAAUUUCACUUCACUCGGUUUACUUACCAUUAUUUAUUAUGGUAAUAAUAUUAUGGUAAUCAUUAUCAUUAUACUAGUUAUGAUUAUCCUUGUUACUGUCUGAGUGUAUAGUUGUCAUUGUGAUGAUGGUUGUUUUAGUGAUGUUCAUUACUGUCUUUACUAGAUUACCUUUUACAUUAAAUUUAAGAUUAAAAUGAAAUAGCUCUGUAUUAAGAUAUUUUCUCAAAGCUAACAACUGUCCUGAGCUUAUCAUGAUUACUUGCUAAACCUUCAUUCUGACAAAGGGCUUAUGCCUGAAACAACAACUUAAGAAACUCUUUAUGGUGACAUAUUUACAUUACUAGCUCAGAGGAUUAACCAAAUCAUCUUGUCUUUAUCUUUAGAAACUUCUUUUUUUUUAUUUUUGGAAUCUGUAAUUUAGUUCUGGCUAAGAUAUUAGGAUGUGGAACCUGUUGAAAAGAUGUUACAAAUAAAUGGGAGAUUUCUAAAAGAGUUUAUGGCUGCCUUGGGAAUAGUAUGACUUGCUAAUACCAAACAUUUAUAAAUUCAGUGGUGAAUUAAAAGGACGUUGUUACAAAAUCAUUAUAUCCUUAAUGUAUUCUCAUUGUAAAAAUUUAUAGGGAUCUCCUCAGUUUGUGGAUCUCUUUGUGGGAAAAGAGAAGUGUGUGGCUGUUUUUGAGUUUGUUACUAAUGAGGCUUGUAAAACAAAACCUGGACCAGAAAUUCCUUGCUCACUGUAUGGAACAGACAAGGAAAUAAUAGAUCUAACACCUUUGAUCAAAACAGAAGGUAACAUUAUUUUAUUGAUGUUUGUUUUAUUCCAACUUAAUAGUUAGGUGGACUAGUUUUACCUUGGCUGUCUUGAAUGUCUUAGACACCCAACUUUACUUUCCAAGGCAUUCAUUAAUCCACUAUAGAACUGAAUUCAAAAUUUAAACACCAUGCACACACGCUGUAUUCUAGUAAAUUGAAACGAAUUUUAAACAGAGGAAGAGAUAUUUCCAUGAGCUUGGGAACAUUUAAAAGCUCAAUAACUAAUCACAAAAGUUCCAUGGAUCUCUGCAUGAGAAACAGCUCUGACAGGAUUAAUUUUUUAUCCAACUACAUGUAAGUUCAACAUGUUUUGCUGUCUAGUCAAUUUAUCCUUCUGUUUUACACUUUCCUUAAUUUGUUGGACACUUUUGUCACACUUGCUUCCCAAAUAGUUGCUUGAAUUCUCCUUCUUUCUGUAAUCCAAAAUUUUAUUUUGUCAAUUGCAUUGUAGCUCUAAUCAAAACACGGUAAACACAGUUUGCACAAACGUUGGAAAUCUUCCAUGCCAAAGACAAUUUAAUCUCAUGUUUCAUGCUCAUUACAUGACAUGAAGAUCAAGCAUAUCAGGUUGAGAAUUAUUUUGUCUUUCCCAAGCUUUUUAUUGCAAACUUUUGUUUGGUAAUGAAAAUUCGAAGAAAUAUCGCUCUAUGUUGAAGCAAAAUGAUGCAAAGUGCAAGUGAGAAUCUUCACAAACUUUUUUGCGAUGAAAUUUGGAAAGAACAAUUAACAAAAUUUGGCGAUUUUCAUUUGCAUUACUUUUGCACAAUACUUUUGUCUAGUGAUAGUCAAUUCUAAAACUCUCUUAGCUGUGAAUAAAAAUGCUCAUCUCAUCUAACUCUAGUUUUUCUUCAUGUUUAUGCACUCUUUUAAUUUACCCUGUAAGUACUGUUUUCACAAGCAAACUACAAAGAGAUGCCCUUUUAAUUCUCCCUUCUAGCUCUCACACAUUUCCAUGUAAAUUAGUUAUGAGUAUUUGGUGUUAGAUCAAGAUAACAGCUUCUAUGUGAGAAGUCUGAGUAUUCUUAUCACCUGUUUGCUGAUAAUGUUUGGAUGUUAUCGGGAGAAGUUACAUGUUAAUCACUUAAUGCAAGGGCAGUAACCUUUUGGCCCCUAAGAGUGACUAGCAUCUAAUCUCUCCUUAUAACAGCUCUCCUAAAUCACACACUGAGGUCAUGAGAAUAAAAGAAAUGAUCAGUAGCCAAAGAGACUCUUCAUUAUUGAACAAAUUCUCUUUGUCAACACCUUAGGAAAUGUAUAGAGUACAGUAUGGAGAAUAUAGAGACUGAUGUUUGGGUGCAAAGGGUUUGGUUAGAUAUUUUUAUUUCAUCAUGAAAUGAUAUUAUGAUAUUUUUAUUUCAUUAUGUUUAUUAAAUUUUUGAUUGGGUUUCUACAGGUGGCCAUGAAGUUUCAUCUUCAGAUGGAAACUUUGUUUUUUACAUCAAUGUUUGUAGAGGAAUAAAACCUAAAAAAGAUGAUAACAUUCAUUGUCCAGCCAACAGUUCUGUGUGUAGAGUUGAUAAAAACCUUCAAAAACCUGAAGAUGUUGGGAGCAUCUCAUACACAAGUGGCCUUAUACUCCGAGACAAGAAUGACAUUGUCCUUGUUUACAACACAACAAAGACUGUGAGUGGCUGCCCACAAAAUUUGAAUCCUGCUACCACGAUUACCUUCAGGUGCCCAGGCAGGAAUAGGGUAAGCAUAAGCAUUGACAGAAUUAUUGUGUAUGUGCUUAUGAUAUAUCUCUCAGUCAGUACUUGUUCUCUUAUUGGUCAUUAUUUCAAACUGAAAAAUCUGGUCUCUAACUUACUGUAAAGACCUCAAACUCAGUAAGUAACAGGUAUUUAUCAACUGAGUGGGAGGGCCAAAUGGUGAAAUAUUUAGCACUAGGCUAGGAUGUACAUGUACAGAUUGAGCGUAGGAAUGUCUGUAUGUCAUGUUGGAGAGCCAAUUGUAAUAUUUUGCAGAACCUGACAUAGUCAAUAGGUAUUUUAUGAUACAAAUACUGUUCUCUAUUUUCUUCCUUUUUUCCUUGUUUUUGGUAUCUUUUGGGGUUCUAACAGGCCAUGCAGCUUUUUAUUGCUCAUCUUGCUUCAUUAUGUAGAGUCUCUAUAUACUCAGGUAUUUUAAACCUUUUUUGAAAAAAGACAUGUGGGGUGGCUUGGGUCUUAGAAUACAAAGAAUGCUUUGACUUGAAGAGUUAUUUUACCAAUGGUUGAGAGGCCUUGACAAUAGGAGUGCUGACAACAGAAAUGAUAACACAUUAUGCCCUGCAAGGGUGAUUCUGAAAAGUUGUACAUACUUUGGCCAAUUGAUGCAUGAGAAUGAAUUUUGCCAAUUUUGUUCAUUUAGCAAUCCAAAAUCAAGCUUGGUCUUUGUACUUUGAACUAUUGCCUUUCUAAUGGCAAGUUUUUCAGCCCAGUGAAAACUAACUGCUGGACCUUGUGUCAUCACUUUUAGUUUUGACAAAGGUCAUUUCCUUCAACAGUAAGGGUACAGAAAUUGAAUUUUACUGUGUUGAGUACCAUUUGUUAUUAAGUAUCCUUGAAAAAUUGAGGUACGUGUAAAAACUGAAACCUUGAAACUUGAGACUUGAGGAUUGAGUUGAGUCAUAUAACUCAUGAGUGGCACUGUAUAUAUUAUUUUUAGGGUGGUAAAGGCCCAGUUUUGACAGAAGCUAGUUAUUGUGCAUUUGAAGUUCUUUGGGAGACAGAGUUUGCAUGUGCGAAGACCAGUAUCCUGGAAACCACGAGCUGUGUCCUGAGCGAUGACUCUGUCCACUUCAAUAUGACAAAGCUCGCUGCCGCCAAAGAGGAUGACUACCAAGUUUAUUAUAAUGAUACUAGAGCUGGCUCCACAACUCAGUACAUAUAUUACAUUAAUGUUUGCCAUCGUCUGAGCUUUCCUUGUGAAGGUUUGUUUCUUGGAUGUACUGAAGGGCUUCAUACAGGACAAAUUGUCCGAAGGGUUUUGGAAGAAUAUUAAUUGUUUUCAAGUUUUUUUCAGCAGGUUGCACCUAGUUUGAAAGAUAGGGUUGUCUAGCCUAAGUGCUGUUGAAUAUGCAUAUAAUUAAGCUAGAAGAUAUGUAUGCUGAAGCAAAUGAAAUGGGCCAGAGUUGAAUUGCAAUCAUCUUAUUUUUAAAAGGCUCAGUCAUUAUCUCAGUCAUAACUUUGAAGUAUUCUCAUAUGCAACUGUCUGUACUGUAUCUUAGCAGAAACUCUCUUCUGAAGUCUCUUUUUUCACUGUUAACAGAGUGUCUGCUUCUCUUUUUGCGGAGAAUGUACAACAUCCCUACUUGAAAUGUUUGCAAAAUGCUCUUUUGGUAUAUGAGUUAAUUCAUAACCACUGAUGAAUUAAUAUCUUGAAUUGGUAUAAAAUUGCAUGAUGAGAUUAGAGCAACAGUUAUUUAUGUUCAAUUGUGUUUGAGACCACUGAAAUUUAAAUAUGUUAUAUUUUUUUUCUGUUAGGAUCAGACUCAACAGUUUGCCAAGAAGUGAAAGAUGGAUCUUGGCGAAAGUCGCUUGGAAUUGUAUCAAAACAAACUCUACGCUAUGCUGAUGGACAGCUGUCUUUAACCUAUGAGCAUGGAUCCGCAUGUAGAAAUGGGCUCAAUCGAACAACCAUUAUCAUGUUUAUAUGUAACUACACAGCUGAGAUAGGCACAGGACCUGUUUUUAACAGUGAGAGUUACUGCUUUUACUACUUUGACUGGGAAACAAGAUAUGCUUGUCCACCUAGCCGUCGCACAGGGACUCAGUGUCGUGUUGUCAGCCCUUCGGGAGUACGCUAUGAUCUUUCUGAGCUUGUGCGCAUGGAAAAUUCCACCAACUGGAUUGCGGUGGAUGGAGAGAGUAUCAGUGCUAAAAGAAAAAUUUUGAUAAAUGUUUGUGGUCAUGUGACUGGCCAUCCUGAAGCCAAACAGUGUGAUAGUUCAGCAGCUAUUUGUAUGAUUGAUCAAAGCAAAGGAAAAGUAGUAAGCCUUGGGAGAUACACAGAACCACCUACUUUGAAUCCAGACAAUUCUAUCAAGUUGGUUUAUAUUCAGGGUAGCGAAUGCAAGAAGGACAAUGCAGGAAAGAGUGUAUUUAUAAGAUCCACAAUAACAUUUUUAUGUCAGACAGGAGAUUUGUCAAGUCCCCCUGUUCUGGUCACUCAUACAUCAGAUGAAUGCCAUUAUGAGUUCAUGUGGAGGACAGGUAGAUAUAGGGGUACAGUCGAACCUCGAUUAUCCAGACAUCGAUUAUCCGGACUUUUCGAUUAUCCGGACUUUUUCUCUGGUCCCGUUUUUUUCAUGAAUAUUAAUGACCUUAGAUGUUAAAAACUUUAGGAGGUAAAAAAAUUCAGAAAUUAUGCUAAAAGUCAGGAAAAUUGUGUUUAAAACAGCGCAUUACACGCUCUGCUUUCGAAAGAUUGAGCGCUUGGAGACAAAAAGAGACAAGAAGCAUUCUAAUGUGUUCAGCUGAAUUUUGAUUGGUUCAGUAUUGUUUUGUUGCUAAGGGAAUGUCAUGCUUGAUCAGUUCGAUGAGCAUGGGUUAUGUGAACACACGAGACGAUCAUAACUCAAUUGUCUCAUUAAUAUUCAUAUUUUCGAUUAUCCGGACUCUCGAUUAUCCGGACUAUUUACCCCAGUCCCACCGAGUCCGGCUAAUCGAGGUUCGACUGUAGUAUUUUUGGUCCUUGAGUUGUAAGUGUUUUUUUUUAUUGAUUUUAAUAGAAAGUGUAAAAAUGUAGAGACUAUCAUUCACCCUGUGACCUCUAAGACUGACCAGCAUGACUACAUGUAGUACCACCUGUGGAUGAAAUAUGAAGAACAUUCACCCUUUGACCUCUAAGACUGACCAGCAUGACUACAUGUAGUACCACCUGUGGAUGAAAUAUGAAGAACAUGAGAAAAAAGGAUCAAAAGUGAUCAUCAACUAAAUAAGCUCUUGAUUAUUAAACAAAUUCUUCUUAAGUUGCCAGCACCUUAGGAAAUGUUAAGAAAAUAGAAUGGAGAAUAUGCAUGCUGAUGGUUGGGUGUAAAGGGUUAAUGGUACAUGAAGAUGGAAUUUUUUUGUGCAUGUGCAUAGUGCCUUGUUCUGUUUGUUCUUAGUGAGUUGAUGAAGAAUUCAGACCAGAGACAUACAUUUCAUGUGAAAAAGUACUGUGUUGUAAACUCCAUUGUUUGAAAUCAUAUUUCAAGUUACUUCCAAAUGGUAUAACAAAAACAUGUUACUUCCUUUCCUGAUUUUCAACUAGGAUUAGGUGAUAAAGCCCCUGUGGAUUAUAACUAAUGUUGUUUAUUUAUUUUUUUCUCCUGAUUCUUCCAUCCUUUUUUCAUGUAUGUAGUGUAUAGCUCUCUAGUUAGCAAUGAUAUGAUUACAACUACUUACAAUCAUUUACUGUUUUUUGUCUAUUCCAUGAUAUCACCAGCUGCGGCAUGUUCAUUGGGUUUGAAUGUUGGCCAGGACUGCAGAGUGGAAGAUAAAGAUGCUGGUUAUGUAUUUGACCUUACUCCUUUGGCCAAAAAAACUUGGGGCCAAAAGGACUUUGUCACGGCUGUGAAUAAUAUAAAUUCACAAUACAAGUACCGAUUGAAGGUGAGAAACUCCCAACUUAGCCUUCAUAUGCAAUCUAUGGUCAUUUGUUUCUUACUUGCAGUCAUUUCAUGCCCAGGAGAUUUGUAAUAAUAUUAUAAUAAUAUUUAUUUCUACUGCGUAAAUUCAACUAUGCAGUUUUCAAAUGCACCUAAUUUGUACUUAAAAUGAGACAAUUCAACCCAGUUUCCACUUGUCAAAAUACCUCACCUGCUAGUGUGUGAACAGGUGUCAAUUGUUGCGUAGACAAAUUAGUGGAAUCAAGCAAUUAUGAUACAAAAAAUAUAUAUAUUUUGUGUAUACUUGAGACCUUCCUAAAAGAAACAACUAAAUUAUUGCCAGGCAAAAGAUAAGUGUGAUAUUUUUAUUAGACCUUUCUCUUAUUUAUACUUUUGACUUUCCUUCAUUCAGUACUUGUGUGUCAAAAUUGAACACCACAUAAACAAAAAUUAUUUAAGUCAGAUAAUAUUGCUAUAUAACAUAAGAAACUGACCUUAUGUAAAACUCAUUUAACAUUGAAUAUAAUUUAUGAGAAUGGAUAUGAAAUGACUCAACUGGGUGGGUGAGAAUGGUCAAGGGAAUUAGGCAUACAUAAAAGGCUAAAUUUUCCAAAGUUCCUGAGCACUAGUGAAUAAAGGCUAUUAAUAGUGGGGGUUGAUUAUUUCCCUCUGAAAAUUGUUGACUGAGACACAUUGCCUCCCCUGGCUGGAAAUCCUAGAUCAGACUGGGAAUGCAGUGUAAGGCCAUCGUACCCCUCAUGGAUUGUAAGUGUACUAACCUUUACCAUCUGUCCAUUUUAUACUGACAAUGUGUCCAUUUUGCUUUAACCACAGGUGUGUGGAGGAAGCAGUCAAAUGGGCUGUGUUGGUGCAAAUGUUUCCUCAUGCCAGAUUACACAACCAUCUUCCAAGCACAACUUUACACUGGGUCUGGAAAACAAAAAUUUGUAUUAUUAUGAUGGAAUGUUAAAUCUGACCUACCAUAAUGGAGAAAAGUGCCAUAAUGGAGUUUCUCGUAAAACCCACAUAACCUUCCUCUGUAAUCAGUCAGCAGUUAACAAUGGAGUAGGAGUUCCAGAGUUUGAGAAGGAGAAUCACUGUAUCUAUAACUUCAUGUGGUUUACAAAAUAUGCCUGUCCAGCAAAGGUCAGUUGAUUGAUGAUAGCUCUUUAAAGAUUUUUGUUUUACUGAAAAUUGUUACCUCUUUGAACUGAAAUCAAAUGUGUCACACCCUAACAAAACUAUUUUCUGCAUCACUUUGCAGGUUGUCGAAUGUGUUGCUAGGACAGAUGUUGCUCAGUAUGAUUUGACAAGUUUGGUGAGAACUUCAGACAACUGGGAGGCAGCAUAUGGUGCAAAUGGAAAGUUUUACAUCAAUGUUUGCCGUUCACUGAAUCUUGUACCGGGCUGUAGUGGAACAGCAGCUGUCUGCCUGAAAGAAAAAGACAAGGUCACCAACUUGGGUGAGUUGUGUAGAGUUUUUCAAUGAAGUAAGAGUCUGUUAGAAAAGGAAGUAAAAAAUCAAACCAAUGUACUCAUUUUGACCGGCUACAUCUUACAUACCAGAGCUCACCUCAGCUUAGUGGUCUUGCUCUAAGAAGUCUACAGAUGGUAACAAGAUUAAAACCCGAUAGUAAUCUAAUUCCCUAUGAUUAAUUAUGAAAUAAUGUGUAGUGUAUUGUUUAGGAGUUUGACCAAUGGUCGUGGGCACAAGUCGUGGGCGUGGGCGUGGGUGUGGGUGUGGGUGUUGGUGUGGGUACAAGUCCUGUCGGUAAUAGUUAACAAUUAAUGGUUAAUUGUUAAUAUUUAAUAAUAUUAUCAAUAGUACUUCUACCAAUAAUUAAUUAUUGUUAUUAUUGUAGAGGGGAACGGUUUUUUUUGGCGAAACGCGAUUUGGUUACUCAGCCGUGAACGGUGAAUCGCCUAAGAGAUGUGCCCACCUUUUUUAUGGAAAUUAGUUUAAUUAAAUUAGUGUUAAUUUUUUUAAUAUAAUGUAUAUUUUUCUGUUUUAUUUUAAUUGUAUUUAUAUUUACAUUUUUACGUAAUUAUAUUGAUUUGACCUUUAGAGGACCCUUCUGUAAACCACUUUUUUUUUUUCGCGAAACGUUACUUGAACCGUUAUUGUUUCUCUUCCUUUAAAAAAAUUAUCCAGUAAGCGUCUCAAAACAAGACCACGUCUAGAAAUAUGACUGUGUCUAGCUAAUCAUCACUCUGAGCCCCAGGUCUCUUUAUUCCAACAGGUAAUUUAACACCUUUUAUCUUCGUUUCGUGAAAUGGCUAUUUCAUCUUGCGUGAAACGUGAAUGGUCAUUUUAUUUUUCGUGAAAAGUGGUCUUGGACCCCCUUCCCUUUACCACCCUUAAUUAUGGUCUAAGUUGACAUAAUUAACAUGACAUAAUGCAUACAAAUUAAACAACCCCUCUCCAACUGUUAGAAGCCAGUAAUAGGCUCCUGCAAAUUGUAAAAUAUUAGUGUUUAUUCCAAUAUCAUCGCAUCAGCUCGGUGAGACUACUAUUUCAUUGAUACACUUACAGAUAAGUAAUACAUAAUACAUUCAACUAAUUUGUACCAAAAAAUCUAUACUCGACAAUAAAUUAUUAUUAGUAGUAGUACUAUAAAUGUUAUUAUUAUUAAAUAUGAACUAUUAACCAUUAAUUAUUAACUAUUACCAACACGACUUUUACCAACACCCACGACUUGUACUCACAACCCACGACCAUUAGUCAAACUCAUUGUUUAGCAGUUUCUCUGUUAAUCCUUUUAACAUCUAAUUUCUGAAUCAAACAUUAAGGUCAGGAGAGUGAAAGAAAUGAUCACAGACAAUAAAAACUUUUGAUUGUUGAACAAAUUCUCCUUGUCCGCACCUCUUAAAAUGUCUAGAGAACAGUAUGGAGAAUUAAUUCAUACUGAUGUUAGGAUGUAAAGGGUUUAAUAUUAUAGAUGCAGUUGGAACUAUUUGGAACUAGUUGGAAGUAUUUUAUCCCUUCUAAUUUUUAUUUUUAUUUGUCAUUCUGUUUGUACCUGGAUUUGUAAAAAGAUUAUUAUGUUUUACUUCCAGGUUCUGUAUCAAACCCACCCACUGAAGGAGUUAACAAUGUUGUAAUUACGUACACUGAUGGAGACAAAUGUAAAGACAGGAAAUACCAGACAAAAAUCACUUUCCUUUGUCAAAAAGGAGAAGGGGUGAGCUUGUUCAAAUUUUGUGCAAUUGACAUCCUUAAAUGAUAUUCAUGCAAGACGUAAAAGGGUAUAAAGAAAGUAAGCUGUAAAAAUGGUGGAGUUAUAGACCAGAAGGCUUUUUGAAAGUGGAGCUGCCGUCAUUUCUCUAAAUGUGAUUGGUCUAACACUGUAAAAAGCUCCCCGUUGUGGUAAUGUUGGAGAGGCUAAAGACAGAGGCCUUCCAAUGGGUCAGAGUACAUAUACGUGUAACCGUAUUAGGACUGUGUGGAGUCCAACCUGGUCUGUAAUGAUGCAACUGUUUAACAAGAUCGGAUCGGAUGACUGUGAUGUGAGAGCCUGAUUAGUUAUUUUCAAGUAUGGUUACUGACUAAAAUGAACGAGAAAAACAAAAGUGUAUUCAUGAAAAGAUAGGCUAGCCUUUGUAUUCCAAUCUUAAGACACUAGAAACCAUGACGAUCUUUCAAUUGACAAAUACACACUAAAAAAGAGAAUAUGAGGAUUAUGUGAAAUGGCAGUGUGAUCAUAAUUUUAUAUUGUGCUAUGUUUUGCAUAGUUACAUAAUUUAUAGUAGCAGAUACGUUGUAUUUUUUGAAAAACAAUGAAAUAUAAAUAAUCAUCGCGAAGGUCUCAAUUAUUGAUGCAAAAAAUAAUUUUGGAAGCUCUCAUUGAGUUGCUAGCAUUCAGUCAAUUUUCCUCAAUUUGGCCUUGACGUUAGUUUCAGCUACUGCGCUUGUGAAUACAAGAGUGAAUAGGCCGGGUGAAAAAUAUUUCAUGUCCUUGUAAUCAGAUAUGAGGAGAUCCCUAAUGUCUAUUUGGUUUCUCCUUAGAGCUCAUCUCCUGAAUUUAUUAAAAUUGAUGAUGAUGGUUGCACUUACAUAUUUCACUGGAAAACAGCGGCAGGUUGUCCAAUAGAAAACGUUCAAGGUAGCAAAUGUACUGUGAGUGACCCCAAGUCUGACACAAUCUUCAAUCUUACACCAUUAACGAAGAAGAACAAUGUUGUUAUGUACAGCGGAAAUAUGACUGAAAACAACGAACAAGCAACUUUUCAACUUAACGUCUGUGGUGCACUGCCUGCAAAAACUUGUGGCGAUCGUGAGGACAUUGGUGCCUGUCUGAUUAAGAAAAAUGGCAAGAAAAUUGCUCUUGGGAAGAAAAGCAGGACCCUUUUUUACAAGGGUGAAAUCGUUACUCUUAUAUACAGGUAACAAGUGGAAUUCUACUUGCUUUAACGAGUACAAAAGUAUGGCGUUUAGUUGAGUUGGAGAGAAAGUAUAGUCAGUAAUACAAAUAUCUUGGAACUGGCUCAGGGACACAAUUAACCAGAGUAUCAGCCAAGAGAUAAAAUAAUUUCACUGUGUGUACAAUCAUAAAGAUUUCAUCGGGAAAAAUUUUCUUUCUAGAUUUGUCAUUUCUUCCCUGAGGGAAUUUUAUUUUAAAAAUGAGACGUUUGUAACACAUUUGUAUCCUAACCCGAUGGAAAUGAGAAGCAAUUUUCCUGGUCACUUUAUUCGACAGAAGCUACAAUUUACUCCAGUAGUUUGCCUGUGUGGCUUGUGUGAAAAACGAAAAUCAUUUCGUGUUCAUCUUCAUGUAUGGUUUGUAAGAUUUCUUCCGCUACUACAGAAGUUUGCCUGGAUGCUACCGGCACUAAUAAGUAGCAAUUGUAUUUUAUAAAAUAAUUCAAAUAGUACGCGCGCUCUGAUUGGCCAUAAAACCAUUUUACAUGAGCGUAUGUAAACACGGUUUUCGUUCCUCUUUCAUUAGUUAUUUUAUAAAAGAAAUGUAAAAUGGUUUCCGUGUUUACAUAGCCUGAUGUAAACACUUGGGAGGUUGGGAGAACACUCGAUAAGCUGGAAACCACUCCGCUUCGCGUCGUGGUUUCCUACGCUUAUCUCGUGUUCUCCCAACCUCCCGCGUGUUUACAUCAGGUUAUGUAAACACGGAAACUAUUUUACAUUUCUUCAAUAUUGCAUACUUCAAAAUUGCAUAACCUUUUUUCCUUGAUUAUAUUACAAUUAGAGCUAAUGAAUACUUCCCUCCUCAUUUUUUCCGCAUGACAACUAGUGAAGGGGACAAUUUUGAAAGCACUGGGGAACAGAGAGAAGUUCACAUCAGGUUCUACUGUGACUCAAACAAGCCUUUUGGAGAGCCUACUUUCUCUGAACGGGGGGGAAACAAGUACUUCUUUGACUUUAAAACAUCACUGGUUUGUUCUGCGUCAGCUGUGCAGUGUUUGGUGUCGGCUGGUGGUGUAGAAUAUGACCUCAGUCCCUUAGGGCUGACUUCUGGUGAGGUUCUUUGGCUAUCAUGAACAGUGACAUUAAUGUUUUGUGGGGUUCAUUUCGAGGGCUUUUGCAUUUUUUGCCUCAGUCGUAAAAUGCAUCGUGUACUUUCCUACGACAAAAAUUUGCAAAAUGAGGCAGGGUAAGGGUGGGGCACAACUGUUGAUACUCUUCCAAGUGCCUCUCUCCACCCAGGGGUGUAACGUGAACUUCCAGAGAAGCCUCUCAAAAGAGUCAAAAGAGGUAACCUGCGAUGGACUGGUAUCCUAUCCAGGGGGAUUGGUAGCUCCUCUGGGGAGAGGGCUGAGGGUAAGGCACGACGCUUGAUACUUUUCCAGUGCCUCUCUCCACUCAGGAGUGUAAUGUGAACUUCCAACCUGCGAUGGACCGGUAUCCUAUCCAGGGGGAUUGGUAGUUCCUUUGGGGAGAGGGCUGAGGGUAAGGCACGACGCUUGAUACUCUUCCAGUGCCUCUCUCCACCCAGGAGUGUAAAUGGGUCGCAGUAAACUUCUAAGGAAGCCUGGAAAAAUGCUAUUGGAAGAGGUAGCCUGCAAUGGACUGCUGGCAUCCCAUUAGGGUUGGGGGGGGAGGGUGGGGAAAUUCCUCGAGUCACUUCAUGCUACAGAUAGCGACAGGAAUACGUUCUGGUUGAAUGGGCCACUUUUCUAGAGAGUAAACUUGCAUGAGGGAAUGCAUCAAAUCUUUUUAGAUAUUUUUUAAAUGGUGAGUUACUAUUUCAUAAAUUUAUAACUGGGCAACUGCCCACCUACCCCUCCUAACUCAACAACAGUCAAUUGACAACAAUUUGAGGUUAAUGUUGGGUUAGGGGAGGGGUAGGUGGGCAUUUUCCCAGAUACUGAUAUUGAUCCCCAAUUGAUAUAUCAUUUGAAGGAAACUGGGAAGCAGUUGAUACCCGAGAAAAGAACAAACACCUUCACUACUUCAUCAAUGUUUGUCGUGCUGUGAAUCCAUCUGGAGAAGCCCUGAAAUGUCCAGGUGGACCUAUAGGCGGUUGUCAGAUCGAUCACAGUCAGAAGAAAGGAUUCAACUUGGGAUAUGUCCAAAGCAAUCCACAGAUCACAAGCAAAGGAGAGCUGUCCUUACAAUAUUCUGGUGGAACUCCUUGUCACAAGAAUCAGUUCAGCAGGAGUCUAAGAAUUGUUUUUUCGUGCUCAAAGCGAACGGUAAGGUUAUGGACAUGAAAAGAGUGAGAGUUAAGUCAUUAGCUAUUGCAAAAUUUAUCGAUAAAUUUUCAUAAUUACACAAUAAAUCUUCUGUUACAAAAUUAGUGGAAAACGUUCUAUGACAGCUUUUCAUUCAUGUUCUAAAGGAAAGGCGUAACAAAAUUGCUAUACACAAAGGAACUGUUAGUGCCCUUUUCGUAGUUCCAUUGAUUAUCAUCCUGUUAAAGUAAAGCCAGUUCAAUUUUUAUUCAUUUUAGGGCUCUCCUAUCUUCAUAGCUGAAUCUCCAGAGUGUGAGUACUUAUUUUCUUGGGAAACACCCAGUGCUUGUCCAUUGACAAAAGAGGUUGGUUAUGACUGCAAAGUAGAGGACAAACAGUAUGGCUACAUGUUUGAUUUAUCCGUGCUCUAUAACAAAACAAAAGACUACAAUGUUAGUGUCAGAGGUGGAGCCCCUGGUGAAAGGAUUAUUUUAAAUGUCUGCAAUAAGUUGGUGGGAGGCCCAAAGGAAUGCCACGGAGAGACAGUUGGAGCGUGCAUUAUUGGUGAGACAGAAUUGUACAUGUAUACUCUACUGAUUAUUAUAGCGGAGCUUGCGUAGCCCCAUAAUUAUGCAAAAUAGUAGUAACCCAUCAAGCUGAAAAAAUUUGGAUGUACGACCGUACGACCGUACAAAGUGCUACUUUUAACAUGCGUGGUCAACUGUACCGCGGGCACACCAACGCCACGGCUUUGUCCAGUGGUCAGUGCACUGGGCUCCGAGUCGGACGACUCGGGUUCUAGUCCUGGCCGGGGCAAGGCGUUGAGACGUGCGGGAAAAAAAUGCGAGCUCCGCUUUUAGGCUUGGCUAAAUCUACAUAUUAGCUAUACAGGGCAUGAAUUUUUCGCACUUGUUCCUACGGACAACUGCAAUAUUUUUGUUUUACUUGUUCGAAAAGCAUGUCAACAACUUCUAUAGGGUAAGAAGCGGACUCGCAUUGAAAUUAGUGGCCGCACUGCGCGUAACAAAGUCAAACACACAUAACUAAGCAAACUGAUAUUUUAACUUUCCGUAACCGGUACUUAUUUUUAUGGACUUGUCCAAAAUCAGGAAAAAAAUUCUUACCCAAUUUUUUGGUAGUUGGAUCGGACAAAAAAGAAUAUAUUACAGUUUUCGAAAAAGGCAUUUCACGGCAUUAUCUUAGGAUCGUGUCGGUCGCACAAGGGCGCGCGAAAGACAAAAACUUCCCAAACGAAGCUAUUGAGAGUCCUUUACGACUAGCAAAAAUAUGUUUCUCUCUGAAGCCUGAAGGACGUACACAAAGCAAAGUUUGGAUCGUUUAUUGCAGUUUUUUUAUUCCUUCAAUCUCCGUCCAUAGCGCAGUACUGUCGCGUAUUUGGUGCUUUCUGUUGUCACUCAAUUGUGAAUGAUAAUUAUUAAUUUUAGGAUGCACAUGUUAAAAUGCUCCUAUAUUUAUUUCACAGCUGUCUUGGUGAAAGUGUUGAAAUAUUGAUUGACUAUGUUUUGGAAUGUCUUAAAACAGGAACAAAGAAUGUUGAAAAAGUUGUGUUGAACAAGAAUCUCACUUACUACAAUGGUCAAAUACAAACAACAUACGGAGAAAACCCAGCUAUAAACAUCACCUUUGAAUGUAACCAACAAGCGUUAGGGCUUGAUACAGGCCCGACCUGCGAAAAAAAGAGCAACACAUAUGACUGUCAUUGGCAGACACCAUUUGUUUGUAGGCCGAUGAUCAGUUUGCAGUGUAGUAUUCGAGAUGAAGAGAAAGAUACUGACAAUCAGUAUGACUUCUCCUCGCUGUCCAAGAGUGAUGGAAACUGGAGGGCAAAAGUCACGGGUCCAAAUUUGGAUGGUGUUUCUUUUUUCAUAAAUGUCUGUCGUACAGUGUUAUUGAAAGGUGCUGCCGCACAUUGCCCCCCGACCUCAGGUGUUUGUAUGGUCAAAGGGUACGUAUGCUCAGACAUCUUGAUAUUAACCCUUUAUACCCUAACAUCAGUAUGCAUAUUCUCCAUAAUGUUUUUCAUGCAUUUGCCAAAGUGCUGACAAGGAGAAUUUGUUUAACAAUCCAAGUUCUUUUAGUUGUUGAUGGUUUCCUUGAUUCUCUUGGCCCUAAUGUGUGUUUUAUGGGGGAUAGUGUCAGGAGAAACUAGAUACUGGUCACCCUAAGGAGUCAAAGGGUUAAAGUAUUGGAUAUUUUGCUUGGUGCCAACUUUUCACAUCCUCAAGUAUGUUUUGAUACACACGUUCGCUUAAUUGCCGUGCUCCUUUGUGAGGGAAUUCCCUCAUGUAAGACACAUUGAUGUGGCAUCGAAGAAAUCGCCUUCCAUCCCUUUUGGUCCGAAUUAGGGUAAAGAAUCUACCAUUUGGGUCUAAUGAGACCAAGGUAUUGUUCUCUCUAUAGAACUCAAGCAAUCUUAAGCAAUUCACCUUUUUCUGUUGAUCUUCAGGUCUUGAAUAGAAUUGGGGGGACGGAAUUGGGGGAGAUUCUCAAGAAUUUUGGUCAAAUUUGAUUUCCAAUUUUAUAAUCUCAGUUUGGCACACACACAUAUUAAGCAGUAGGUUCUAAAGUUAGAAGAGAUGGGUUACAGAAAACAACCCGCGUCCUCCAGGUACACAUUAAACACUCUAAACCACGCAGCUAAGUCGCCUACAUUUGAUUUUAAGAAUUGAAUCCUUUUGUUUCCUUUUAGAGGAACAUCCUUUAACCUUGGAACCAUAAGGCACGGACCUAGGAAGAGAGAAGAUAAUAUUUACUUAGAUUAUGAGGAAGGUGGCAACUGCGGAAACGGGAAAAAAUAUUCUACACACAUACUGAUGAUGUGUGGAGAAAGAGAGGUAUUAACAUGAAACUUUUUAUUCUGUGUACAUUCCCUGUGUUUUCUGUACGUGCCAAAUUUGCGCGUUUAUCAGUUAACUUUCUGAGCUUCAACUGAAGAAACAACUUCCUCGUUUUGGUUUGUUUAAUGAUCUAAAGCGAAGAAGGAGUCCUGCAAACAAUACACAGACACAGUUACGUUAGCUCUAACGGACUAAAUUAGCUGGCAUGGCGACGCCUAAGCAAUGACCUGAUAGCUGGCUGCGACAGUAAUAAGCGUACUUGCAUAAGAAUAUACGCAAAUAAUGUUCCACGACGGAGCAGAAUAUCGUCUACGCACGCAGUAGACUUUGGCGCGGAAAACGGGCUCUCGAGUCGCUUACAUGGUUGAUUUCCACUCUAUUGCUUUGAGGCGUUGUUUCCGUUGCCGCUUUUCUUUUACAGAACAACCUCCAAAAACUUUGUACACCUCUUUAAUAAUUUAAAAAAAAAAUUUUUUUCCUUAAAAACACUGGAAAUAGGAAAAUGCCUUCAACGAUAACAAAAUGCCCUGGUUUUUAAAUCCCAGCCCUUUUUUCCCCGCAAAUUUCGCCGAAUUUUAAACCUCGUGCGCUUGAGCCCGCGUUAUUGACCUCAUACCUGUGACGUAGCAUUUCGUUAUUCAGCUCUGUCAUGUUCCACGACGUCUAGAGAACGUUCGUAAAAACAGAACAACAUGGCCGGCUCCUUUCUGAGCCGGUCAGCGGUACUAAGGCCUAGACGGGUUGCUGUACAUAAGCAGAGCGGUGAACUCUUCAUCAACUAUCAUUAUUGAGGUGGUUUGACCAUGAGCUCAGUGUGGCAAACUUCACUCGUCCCUGAAACUGCUAUGUUGGAAGGGGAAGGGAUGCUGAUAAUUUUUUUCUCUGUAAAGGACUGGUCAGGAAAAAAAAAAUAUCAGAGGCUUUUAGGCUAUUUAUAUGUCACUCUAUCAUUAUUAUCUUUUUGGAUAUUUUCCAAGGUUUCCUUUUAGAGUCAAGGUUACCCGUAAAUCGCCUUUCUAUCCAACAAGGUCUCCUUUUUCUUAUUAUCUGGUUAAAACGUUUGGCAGAACAGUAAAGAUUUUGUGGAUGUUGUCCGAUGACCAACAGUUAUUUUCAGCUCUGUGAUAUCAUGCUUACAUUUUAAGAAUGGCAAAGGUCUCGGCUGUUGCAGUGGUAGAUUCACUUAGUUGCUUUUAUUUUCCUUUUAUUUUAAGGGAGGUUUGCCGGUGUUCAUAAACUAUAACGCACAAACUUGUGAGUAUAAUUUCCUGUGGACCACAAGUGAAGCAUGCCCGGUGAAUGAUAAAGAAGAGAUUACAUAUGACAACUGUACUGCAGUCAACCCCUAUACUAAGGUCUUGUUCGAUCUGAACCGACUAAGGAACAAACAUAGUGACUAUGAAAUGGCAGACAAGCGUGAUCACAAGUACAAGUUGAAUGUUUGUGGACCUUUAGUGAAACCUCCAAAAGGUAUUGUAUGUGUAGGAACAUUGUAGCUUUGUUAUAGCGCUGUUCAGCUCUCGUACAUGUUCCGUGUGUCGAAUGCCCCGUCAUGAAGUAAUCAUUGGUCAGACAGAACAACGUACCAACCGAGAUGUCGCCAACUUUGCCUGAACAAUUCUUGUGGAUCCUUUACUUAGAGAGGUUAUUUGCAACGAGCUUUUAAAGCAUACCAAAGAAUUUCCGACAUGGUGAAGUACAUGUCAUGUAUUAUUCUUCUUCUUUUAGAAAAUGAAAUUCAAAUUGGAGUAAAAUGUUACAUAGACAAACUCAGUUGAACUACAACGAAUACAUGAUUUUGCAAAGAGAAAAUCCGAUUCUUUAUGGUGCUUAAACGUCUCUGAAUACCAUGAUAUACUAUAAUCUUCUGGUGCUUGGUUACGUGCGAUAUCAGAUUAGGAACAUCCUCUUUCUCAUUGGUUGUUUGUUUAACCGUUCGAAUGCAUGGCGUGACAUGACUGAACAAGGGCUGCGAAGAACAACACAGUGGCUAAGUCACGUAGUUGAAUUUCAGGUGUUGUUGGUCAAUUUCCCCUGAGGUCAAAAUUUAAUUUUCUGUUGGUUUUUUUUUUUAACGGUAAUGGAUAAUUAUGGGAAAAAACCGAAAAUAGAAUUUGAACUUAAGACAACUGCAGUCGAGACAUACUCUUGAUUAUUUUGAGGUGUGUUGCAGAUAAUUUUCGUUUAUUUGUUUAUUGCAGGUUGCGGAACAAAAUCUGGAGUUUGUCAAGUAGGGCAACAGACAUACAAUGCAGGAAUCUCCAACAUGCGCCUCCACUUUGAUGAUGGGAUACUAUAUUUAAACUUGAGCGGGGGAGAUCCAUGCCAUCAUGUGAAGAAAAAUCGCGAGACGAUUAUUCAGUUCGUGUGUAGUCCAAGUCAUGGCAGCCAAGACUUGGGGAAGCCUGUUUUCGUAUCUGAAAAUGACUGCACAUACUUUGUAGUUUGGCAUACUUCUCUUGUCUGCGAAAGGCAGGUUAGUACGAUAGAUCUUGAUCUUUUGUAACUCCCGAAUGAGAAGAUCUCCAAAAAGUAAUAUUCCAAAGUAGUUUGUUAUUAAUGACGACUUUAAGAUGCAGAAUCUUUGCAAAUUAUAAAGUUCCGCGCCUGUUUAAGCUGGACCUCUAGUUUCUCUAGCAUGAAUGCUAUUCAAUCAUGACCUAACGUCAGCAUGUAGUGAUUUCCUUUCCAGGGAGGUGAGAGGCACUGUUUGACUAAAGUGUUCACCCCCAUGAUCAUAACACCACGAACUGACCAAGACUGGAACCCAGACCUUAAAAUCUGGAGUCCUGGGUCGACAUGUUUCAAAACCGAUCUUUAAAAUUUGUUGGUUUGCAGAUAUAUUUUUUCUUUACGUUUUGUUUCAGUUUUCAGUUUUGCCUAAUACUAUAAUUAAAACUCUCGUUAUUUAGGCCUAACAUACUCUGUCAGUGAUGACAAGUCAGAACUUUGUUCAAGUUUUAAUCCUGGAUUAGCACAAACCUUAAAUCCAACAACAAGCCCCUGUGUACAUGCCAUUCAGUAGGUCACUACGUCUCGACCCAAGACGUUGAGGAACCUGUUUUCACUUGAAGUGCCACAUUCCUCUGUGACGGGACUUUCAAGUCAUUGCCUUUUUAUAGCCACGAGAAUAGAAAAAUAGGGGGAAAAGAGUGGGUCUUCUUCCACUGAUUAUAGGUCGAUUUGGAAUUUGGAGUGAUGGUUUUUUUGAAGGGAAGAAGACCGGAUAACGCGGAAAAAAAAACCAUCAAAGCAAAAUGAAUACGGAAAAUCAUUAAAAAUUUAAGUUACAUUGGAUGACAGGCUCCGAAUUUUGGUCCCAAUAGUGAAAGGCGAACACUGUCAUCAUGAUUGUUUCUCCCAUACCCUCCACCUCACCAUGUGCGCUAUCAGUUGUUACUAAGUUUUUACAACUUGUUUCUUUCCCCAUCUGAUUCUUACUGUUCUUGUAAUUCACAUUUUCUUCCUCGAACUUCAUUGGCAGUAUGAAUGUGCAGCCUUUCAAAAUGACAAGGAUGGAACAACAGUACAAUACAGUCUUUCGCGACUCAUGCGCACGGAUGCUAACUGGGAGGUAAUAUGCAACACUUUAAAGAGGCUUGUUGACAUAACCGUCAAAGAUUUCAGCAUUUUCCAACAGGUCGCAGAAAAAAUGUUUACACAUCAGGAAAGAAGCAUACAAUUUAGAAGUAUUCAGAGAAAACUAACCUAUCAAACAAACAAACAAAAUUCUUCCCCCCCCACCCCACAAAAAAAGAAAGAAAAAAAAGAAACAAGGUGAGGCAUGGAUGAGUAAAAGUGUAUUUGGGUAAACUUGAAAGACUUUGAACCAUACGGGGAUUUCAGAUUAUCAUAUCAACGUUCUACGCAUGCUCUGUAGCUUUCUGGAGCAAUCCACCCUUUCACUCCCAAUAUUUCAUUACUAUCUGCGAUACAAUUUUUACAGGGGUAGUUCUAAGAUUUUGAUAACACGUCCACUAAUAAUUCUCUUAUCGAUAUUUUUCUUUGUUCUCAUUACCUUUUAGCUUGAUAUUGAGUUGAAAUUGUAAGGAGAAAUUCUGUCUUAGUCACUUAUGGGAGUUAAAGGGUUAACAUGCAUAUUCUCCUCAAAAAUUUGUCAUAUUAUCCUGAACACGAAAGACAAGAGCAGACCAAGUCAUUUGCUAGAUUGUGCUAGCCUUAUGCAACAUAGAAGUUUCUGAAAAUGGAAAUGUUCGCAGCUAGAGGGGAUAAUUAUAAUUGAGGGAAUUGGAUAUUAAGGUAUUAAGAUAGAAGCGGGCAAAUGCCAUGUUGAUACUUUAAGUUUAGUUCAUCUAUCAGUUCACAAAUUGUGAUUGUAUAAUUUUUUUUUUUUUUUGCUAAGGCUAAUGCGAUAGGAACUUUUUAUUUUCGAAAAAAGGUGGAAGUUGUCCCAAAAGCUUCCCUAUGUAUAAUACUUGUCUCCGUUGUUUAACAGGUGAUACCAGAGGACGGUAAGAACUACACUGCCUCUUACUAUGUAAAUCUGUGCCGCCCUUUGUUACCCAUGCCAGGAAUAAAUUGUCCAGCAGGCGCCUGGGCGUGUAAAGUCUGGACAAAUGGGCAGAAAAAUCAACAAUAUGAGGUAAAAUGCAAGUGCACAAGGUGAAGCCAAUCUUGUGUUUUGAGUGGCUGAUAAUUGAGCUCGGAAGAGAAGCCUUUCUUUCUCCAAGGGACUUUCUGUUGCAAGUGAUUGUGAUAUGUUAUUAUUAUUAUUUUUUUUUUUUGAGAAUUUUCGCAAAUAUUUUUUGCAUGAAAUUCGGUGUAGAAAGGCGUACACCAAAUGCCCAUCUUCAAUGAUAUGAUGCCUAUAUGAUUAAUUGUUUGUUUAUUGUUUGUUCUUGGAAGUCAUUGCGUUUGUACGGAUCAGUCCUCUAAGAAAACAUGACAUUUUUGUAAUGCAGUAAGGCGAAAUGUCCAUUUUAUUGUUGAUCAGGACCUAGGAAAAGCAGUCCAACCCCCAGUGGUAGUCAAGAGUAGAGAGGUGAAUCUUGUUUACACAAGUCCGACCACGUGCUCGAAAAAUCGUUCAAAAACCAUAGAAGUCCACUUUAAGUUUCGUUGUUCAUAUGGUGAAUUGGUGAGUCUGUGAAAAACCUUUUUACUUUUUCUUUGUUGAUUGUACAAUAAGAUUAGUUCAUGCUCAGGCGAAUUUCUUUUGCGUUAAAUUCCUUUGAGAAUUUUUUUCUAGUCUUUCCCUAGCGUCUUUUUUUUUUUUUCAUGGCUAUUGACAAUACAAACACUCGAAUAACCUCAUCAUUGAAUUUCAUAAGUUUGAGUGAUUCUUGAAAAUAGUCAAUCGAGUGAUCAUUCGUUCCGUCCGUUUGACUCAACUUACAGCCUGUUCUGAAAUCUCUGAAAUGAUAACCAAUCAAAGGUCAUCUUGCCGAGGGAAGUGGUGUGGAGUUAAGAGUUUAGGAGAUGGCGUUGAGAGGUUUUGUUGGCGAUUGAAAUUAUCAAAGCGGGGUAAAAAGAAAAUAGAUAUGUAUCUGAAGGAAAUGACAAAUUCUUUUCACACCACUAGCCUCGGUAAGAUGACCUUGUACCCAAUUAAUCUUGCAAGUUAAAAAUUCUGUUUUGCUUUCCAUUUUACUUAUUUUUUGGGUUUUGUUUUUCAGGGUCAUCCUGUUUUGGAGUCAGAGGACAAGUGUACCAUUCAUAUCAGCUGGGCCACAGUCGCUGCUUGUCCUAACAUUCAGAAAGUAGAUCUUGAAAACUGCAGAGUGUUUGACAAUGGUACCGGACAAGUUUACUCCCUCAAGCCGCUCUUGAAUUCUCCUGGUUCUCAUCAUUUCACAGUGGUAUGAUUAAUUGCAGCUCACUGUCUUAGCCGGACUUAUUUUAGUGUCAUUUAGGGAUAAAGUUACCAAUACAGGAAGUGAUAAGGAGAGUAUAACUUUUUCAAAUGCAUAAAUUUAAAUUUAUAACACGAGGACGCAUAAUCAAAGUGCUGCCUCAUGUUGCCUGGAGGCUCCUCUGUGAAGACAUCUUGCUUGCCUAGCUCCUAAGCUUUCAUAAAGCUAAGUUAUGUUAAUCGCCUUUAGCACUUGCACCACCACGACAACUACAAUUGGAUGGAGAAUUUUAAGUUUGACGACGUCACAAAAGCACUUUAAGUACAGCCAUACGUGAAGAGACUGACAGCACCUCGUGUGAAAUGUUGUCAGCCUCUCUUGCAGCUGAAUAAACAGCUUUCAUUCAUGCAAUGUGUGCAAUGUUUCAACAUUUUUCAUUCGUUGCAGCUAUUUUUUUUAAACAAUGACAAAAAAUUAUCUAAGUAAGCGUUUCAGAAACCAGUUCGUUACGGUCAAGUCGUGGAAAGAUCUUUCUACUCAUCUUACUCAUAGAAAAUAAUUUUAUAGACAAUAUUGUGAGGAAAUUUUAUUUCCCUUUUUCUCCAGGGAAAUGAAAAUGACCCAACGUUCUUCUACUUGUCCGUUUGCGAACCGUUAAAGUUGAAAAAGGGAAGCUGCGAAGGCGAUGGAGUAUGCAUGGUUACGAAUAAUGGCACUAAGUCGUACAAAAGCCUGGGUCGGUACGAGCACAGAAGUAUGAGUUUCUUCAGGGAGGACGAAAUGUUGAUUUUGCAGUACUGCAAUAAAGAGUGUAAAGGUAAGUGCUCAGUAAAAUAAGACUAAAGAGUAAUUUGCGUAAAAAAAAAAAAAAAAAUUAGUGAUGUGAGCUAUAAGCCAAUUCAGUAUAGGUGAUAUUUAAACCAAUCGCAAUUUGACAACUUCCAUUUUCCCGGCUGUGAGUCCUUGGACUCAUUUACAACUCUCUCUUCUUUUUUCGUUUUUUAGCUUGACUUUUAAAGAAACGAACUUUUAAACGCGUCAGAUACCGCAUUGCACCGGUAUCGACACGUACCGCACCGCAUCGGUAUCGCAGAGGUCAUGGGUUUAAAUACCGAACAGGCCUGAAUUUUUUUGCAGGCCUUAUUUUCACUACUGCAGAGAUCGCUCUCAUAUACACAGAUUUUUUUCGUUGGGCACAGAGAACACUUGAUCGUUUUCUUUCAUAUUGGUUUCGUCUUACAUGUACUCUAUAUGCAAUUGAUACGAUGCAUAGAUAAGUUUCGCAAACUCAAAUUAAAAUGAUAUAAAGUGAACUGAUAAAUCCCUUAUUUAAUGGUUUAAUAUGCAAUACGAGCGGAUAAUUUGCUCAUUGCUUGUAUUUUUUAUCGCUCCUUAGGUGCUUGUAAAAGUACUACGCAACUCUCAAAAUAUCCGAGCGUAUUAUAGGUUAAACCAUCGAGUAAGGUGUAUAUACUGUACGUGGAACAAUUUGUUUUUCUGUCGUUUUUCAGAUGCUGAUGUAAAAUCAAAAAUAACAUUUAUUUGCGACAGAAAUCAGACGAAUCGUGGGCAGCCACAAAUGCAAUCAUAUGGGGUGAGUGAUUUUAAUUCUUUUUUCAUGGAACUGCUCUUUGUUCUGUUUAUUCUGGCUUGGUGAUUAUUACCUUUCAAAAAUUUUGUUUUGGUUUUCGUAGAAAAACGGUGCAGAUUUUAUAUUCAGAACAAAUUUAGUAUGUCCUCCGCUUGAGCGGGUGUGCAGUUACAGUGAUUCCGGUACUACUUACGACCUGCAACUCCUAACAAGUCGAACAGGAAGCUGGAAUUACACAACGAGUCAUAAAGACAGGUACCUACCUCUGCUCUACAGCUAUGUCACUGCUCGUUUCUAUUCAUUUUCCAUUGAAUUCUCUUCAUUAUUUCCGUUUGCUUUCUUUUUCUAAUAUUCUCUAUUUAGCAGCCGUGCGAUUGUUCUGGUCGCCUUGGCGAGUAGGAAAAAUCAACUUGAAUAAAUUAGCAGCAAAGGUCACCAAUUUUGGAUGCUAUCGCUAUCUACCAGGUUUCGGACGCCAUCGUCCGUUUUUACACUCUCCCAUUAGAUCUCGGAGGCUAUCGCUCGUUUCAGGACACUUCCAUUUGAUUGCAGCGCUUUUGUUCGAUUUUCGAUACUAUCAUCCAAUUUCUGACGUUAUCGCCCGCUUGCGGCAGUUUUUGGAUACUUCAGUCGAAUUUUGGAUUCUUCCGUCCGAUUUCGGACGAUCUCGUUCGAUUUUGAAUAGUAACGUUCGUUUUCGAUCACGUUCGUCCGAUUUCGGUCGCUGUCGUGUAUUUGAUUUAAUUUCUGGCGACAAUUUUAUGACGGUAGGGUAUUUUUCAUUUUGUGGAAACCCUCUUUUGAAUUGGGCCGUUUUAUGUCGAAUAUCAAACUUGGCCAGGAAUCAUUGGUUACGGUUGUUAGCUUAUAAGAUCACAUAGGAGAAGAAAUUUCAAAGAUCAACAGCAUGGCGCGGCGUUCCCAUUAGCUCUUUGUGUUGUUCACGUUUAUCCUAUAAGGUCUUUGUUCUUCCUUUUAUUCAAAUUUAGUUAAAAAAGCUCUUAAGGAUUUGCGAAGUCAGACUGAAAUAUUUUUUCUCUUUUUUUUUCUUAGAUUCUGGAUAAACAUUUGCAGAGGCAUCAGUGAUGGUCCCAAAGGUAUCUUAGUAUUAUCGUCAAGGAAGCUGAAAAGCAGUGAUUUGAGCUAAUACUUUAAUGUCGUAAAAUUAUCAUAGAUUUCGUUUGUCUAUCUAUUUACAUUUCCAAUUUUUAAAAUUGAUUUGUUUGCUUCCAGGUUGUCCGCCUUCUGCCUCAGUUUGUAUGAUAAGAGCAGGACAAGUCAAAGUGAACGUACUCGGGCUCACAAGCACGCAGAUGAUCUCUUUUAAGGGUGAGUAUUUGUAUCAGCCGUAAAAUACAUUCUUUAUUCCUCUAGAUCAGCGAAACGCUUGACACUGUCCGGUAGUUUACAAUGCAAAAAUCGUGUUACCGUAACCGUUAAUCCACGAGUUUACAAUGUUCAAUCCUUUGGUUUCCGUAAGUUCCUUGACAAAUGACAGUCCAGUAAAUGGUUCCUUAGCCGUAUACAAGCGAAAUAUGAACAAAGCGAAAGAAAACGCUUAGCGCCCAGGUUUGACCCAAACUGGAAUGAACCACGGUAAAAUCACGUGACUUAAAAUGCUCGGACGGACUGGUCCGAUUACACAGGAUAACCAAUGACAGAAACUGGCAAUUAAAGUAUUUAAUACACGUUCUCUUUGCUGAUUUUCAUGCCUAUGUGUCUUACCAGCCUGUAACCCAGCCGGUCAAUAGAUACAGGGUUAGUUACAUGGGUGUAAUGGGUGGGCCAGACCUGCGAGGAGAGGGCAGAAACAUGCAAGGCUGAAAAUACGAGACACAGAGGCGUAAUGUUAGUUGAGGGAAAGGCAAAGGUGAUGGAUGUUGGUCAUAGGGUGGUGAGAGAUGUAUUAGGGGGGGAGGGGAGGGGAGGGGAGGGGAGUCAUGUUGGAGACUUGCUGAAAGAAGAGACAUGCAGGGCAAUCGAUGAAGAAAGUAAGGGCGGGAGAAAGAUUUAGAGAAGAAAUCUUCUAGAAAAAGCAGGUUAGAAAAAAUGGCGAGAAAAGGGAGAUUGCGAAUGAAGAUUAAAGGAGGAAGAUGGAAGGAUCUGGUGAAGGGCAAAGGUAUCGAUGGAAAGAAGGGACAGACUUGAGAUACAAGAACUACUUUAGGGAAGAGAGGGUGGUGCGAAAAGAAGGAAGAGGAGACACUGGGGUAAUAUAUGUGUCAAUUGGUGGUGGGACAGAGCAAAAUGGGAUAGCAAGGGAGAUGGGCGAAAUGAAGAAAGAACUGAGAAUCCUUUUUUUCGCUUCUUUUUUACAGGUGGUAAGCUUCAGUUAACGUAUACAGGGCUACCAGUCGAUGGUUGCAGAGGAGGUGUGGAGUCCAAAGUCGUUUUCUAUUUUGAUUGUGGAAAUCAUGUUGGUCAGCCUUCUUUAUCAAGGUAUGUCGUACGAAUUGAAGACUAUAAUAUCUACUUGAGUGGAAAAGGUUUGCCUGCUGCUGGCUUUACACAAAAACUAACGGUAAAUGAGAGGAAACAUCACAUCCAGAAAAAAGCAAUUGAUCCAUAGGAAUUGUUCUGUAUUACGUGUAACCUUUUUUUAUCACUGUCGCGUUCGUCUUUUUUUCCACAGAGAAGAGUGGCAAUCUUGUGUUUUUGUUAUUAACUGGAAAAGCUCGGUAGCUUGUAGAGUGGAAAGGUGAGGAUUGCCUAAAUUAAGUUCUUCGACUGUGUUACUUCAUAUUUGUUUUCUAUAAAGGAGGUGUACUGUUAACACGGCGGUUAAACGCCGCUCAAGCAUGCGCAAUUGGCUAUUACAAACGCUAUUACAAAACUGCUUAAGGAAACAAAAGUAGGGAGAAGGAAAACCUAUGGAUUUUUGAACACUAAGUUAACCAUUUGAUCCCUAAGAGUGACUAACAUCUAACUUCUCCUAACAAUAUCACACUUAAAUCAUACAUUUAAGCCAUGAGAAUAUAGGAAACGAUCACCAACUAAAGAAUCUCUCGUUUGUUAAACAAAUUCAUCUUCUCAGCACCCAGGCCUCUUUGACCUCUGUUGGUUACAGAUGGUUGAUCGCCUUCAGUCUCUGUUUAACUUUUUCCAUAUUUCUGUAUAAAACCACGCACAACCCACAAUAUCUCUGUUCGCUCAGACGUAGAGCUGACGUUCGAAACGCCAGCUUUUCAAUCAGUUUCUGGAGGCCAAUUUACAACACCAACUGAGGGGAUGGUACCAAAAUAUCUUACAAUGUCUAAGAGAUCUAAAAUUUUCUGAUGUAGUUACUUAAAAAACACAAGUGCCACCGUCUUCAAGCGUUUGUUUCCUCCAAACUGAAACUUAUAACAUUUCCUCCUUUCUAUCUUCUGUUAUUUUCAUCUUUAUUCUAUGAUUUUUCAGAAAUGUUUAAUUUCCCUUGUUACCUCGCCUGGUUGUUCCACUUUUUUAAUGUGAAUUAAGAUUUAUCAGCCCGCUUGGAAUUUCUUUCUCUCGGCAUUAGGCUUUGAAAAGAUUUUCUGUUUUUUUUCAUUUCCUCCAAUUCCAUUGCAGAAAAAAAAUUAAGGUAAACAAUUGUGUCAUCAAACAUCCGGUCACGGGCAGAAGCAUUGAUUUGAAAAAACUUGUGAAUGGAUCCGAAAGGUAAGAUUUUGUUGGGUUGUCUUUUGGUUCUAGAAAUAGUGUGUGUACGAUUCGUUGAAUUUACUCACAUUCUGUAGCACCGCUGACCAUAUACCUAGGGUGCAGUUUCUCUCGCCAUGUGCAUUGCUUGGGCGUUGUUUGUAAGUUUUCUUUUUUUUUUUUUUUUGUUGCCAAAUUUAGUUUAUAGCUAAGGAUUUUGAGGCUAUCCUGUAAGAAGCAGUAACUUCGAAUCAUCGCCGGAUAGAUCCUCGUUUGUAAAUCGUUGUUUACGAGAAUACAAGGAAUCUGGACGCACACAAGUUGUUGUGUCGUAUUUAUUUUCGUUAAGCGUAGCUGGCCCCUACAGUGUAUGACAUUAAACCAACGCGAAAGAACGAUGAUGGUAGGGUUUCUGGCUCACCGAAACUGCUAAGGUUUGAAAAUACCAGGUGUUCAGUUCAAAGAAAAUAUAUUUUAAUUGUUGAGGUCAGGGACGUGAGGCAAACAAACAUAAACAUAGACAUACACACACAAAUACAUGACGAAAAUAUUCAAAGUUAAGCUAAUAGCAUGUGGCAGGAGCUACACAUGCACAUGAAAAUAAUGAAAAGAAGAAAAAUCAAAUUGACAGCCAGAAGACAAAGGUCCUUACAUUGCAAAACAAUAUUUUUAUCAAAGAAGAGCAAUCUACAGAUAUUUGACAAACGGAGACAUCAUUUUCCGGAAGUCUUCAGAAUGUAAAAACAACAGUUAUUAAAAAACACAUAGGUUGUGUGCAUGACAUAAACUAUGUCACUCAUCAGCAUGGAUUGUUCCUAAUGUUGAUGAGGCUGCUCGUAGAGGGAAUUAAAUUAAUGCCGGUUUUUUGUGACUACUCCUCAGCACGUGGAGAGUUAUUGGACAAGACGAACAUGGUAAAGCAGUGUUUUAUUACAUCAACGUUUGUGGUAAACUUAAGGGAUUUAAAAAGUUACCAUCGAACUGUCAUGGAGACGAGACUUCAGUGUGCUGUGGGAACAAAGGGUUUAUUGUGACGGAUAAAAGUAUUUAUUAUGAAGGUACGUUUUAUCUGAUUAACUCGCAAGGAAAAUAGUGCACAAAAAUUUUUCUCUCUUGGAUUAAAGUUUAUACGUUUUUACUGCACUCAUUGGUUACGGCAGGAAGCUAAAAGUAAUUAUCUUGAACAAUACUUGGCGAGGACGCCUAAGUAUUUCAGGUUGGACGUUUACUACCAACACAUGCAGAAUAUUGCCAGAGAAUUCCUAAAAUGAGUGGUCAAACUAAUAAAUAGACUUUCACCCGUGACAAAUGUACAAUAAUUUCUUUAUUCGACGAUAAAGCGCAAAGUUGCCACCUUUACAGAUCUGUUUCAUUUUCAAGAGGGUAGCAAAGAGAGGGUCCUGAUCUCGUUUCACGCGUCACAUGUACUUUAAACAGUAUUUUACGCGUCGUGAAUUUAAAAGGGAAAACUUCAGUCCCACCUUACCUUAUCUUUCUGUAAAAUUCAUGCGUCGUGUAUUAUUUUUUGGCUUAAUAACGUGUCACUCAUUUCUCCUUUACACCCCUCGUUCCUGGCGCUUUUGAUAUUGCUGAUAUUAGCAGUACGUUUGUCACCUAUAAAGCUCUUUCACGACCUCGCUCACCAUCUAUCGACUUAAUGUCAGUGGCAGAGCCUACUGGCACGAAAUCCGAAGAUCUGAACAGAAUCUGAUGGUUUCUUCGCUUAGCGUUUCCUCUUUUACUUUCGAGAAUUCGUAACUAUCAUUUACUUUGUAGACGCCAUUUUUUCGCUUGAGAUGACGGCAAGUGAUGGGUUCGUGCUUGUGAUAAACUUUCAUUGUUCAGAUGAGGAAGUGGUAAGAGUUGGCGCAUUCUCCUUGUCUUAAGAAGUCAAUUAUGUAACAUUUUAAGUGAUUAUAGUUAUCAGUCGCUGUUGUGAUCCCUAUGCCACAGCGUUUCUGAUCAUUCGUCUGAUAUUGUAUUCUAAUAAUUCUGUUAUUGUGAAUUAAUUUUAACGAUCGAAACAGUAUAAGUGUCAUUCUGAAAAGCAAUGACUGUGGUGCUUCUACUUGAAAAUUUCUUCCCUGACGGUAUGAAUUGUCAUUCAAGACGGCUCCUCAAGCUGGCAAGAUAUUGCAAUUUGUCACUUUUUUCCUCCUUAGGGAAGUCCCAAUUUUGAUUAUAAGUCGAGCAACAAUCAUCAUUUCUUCACUUGGACAACUUCCAUUGUUUGCGCGGGAGACUUGUAAGUAGAACAUCUAUUCAUCUGUCUCACCAAGCCUGUUUAGAAGCUUUUUGGGAUUGGCCGAAAAAAAAUUUGGCGCUUCGCUCUCAGUUAAUCAUCUGCAAAACAAAAACCAUAUAUGGCGUUAUUACGUGCAUUUCCCUCGCCUUUUAUGUGUCAUUUCGUCCAGACCCAAUUAGAUGAAACAAAUACAGUGCAGAUAUUGUGGGAAGGAUACUAACCCAAGCUUUAUUUCACGGGAUAAAUGUUUCCUCUGAAUUUGCCAAUUUUACUGAAAAGUGUUUCCUGUCGCACUUCGUGUGAUCUCUUUCCCAGUCUUGGUUUUAAUUUUGGUUUUAAUUUGAAUCAAUGGUUGGAAAACCGUUGAUCAAAAGUUGCCGGUUCUCUAAUAAGGCUUUAUUUUUGUGUCCAGGAGCCGCGACGUGACAGAUAUUCCUGAAGCUGGACACAAAACAGUCAAGUCUGCUGGAAAGAAAAACUUAGGGAUCGCAUUUGGUGUGGUUUUCGCCGUUCUCUGGAUCAUUGUGUUUGUUGUUGUUUUUUAUAAACCUUCCAGAAGGUUAGUGAGCUCCAUUUUUGUCAUUCUUACUACCUCAAAGCAACCACAUUCGAAAAGAGUAGAUUUAACAUCCUCUUAUUUACUGAUAUCUUUUGAUCUCCCUUUAUGGAGGGACAUCUGUAUCUCUAGUAUACUUUUUCGUGACAGCAUAGAACAUGCUGAUUUUGACUCUUACUUUUAUUUGUUCUCAUUGCAGGCAUCGAAUCAUUUCUUGUUUGAGGGUAAACUUCAAGACGCAUGUUCUUCGCAAAGAGAUUAAAUAUCCGUCGUACAGAUAUCAAAAGGUAAUCCAACCCUCUCAAUUCAGCAAUAGUCAAUAACUCAGAAGGUUCCAAGCUUCUUGUCAGUAAAGGGAACCCGAUACACUAGUAGGGCAGAAAGAAACAAGGAAGAGGCUUGGGUUGAGUAGCUCUCAAAACUCCUUGCAGCGCGGUGCGUCAUUAUCGCGCUUCGUACACCAAACACAGGCUUCACUUAACAAGGCAAGACCUUAAGGCCUCUCAUUGUUUUCGGUUCAUUGUACACUCUCAAAUACACUAUGCGUAUCUACUGCUUAAAAUCUACGAACGACAAAGGACAGAAAUGAUGAAAUCCCAGCCACUUAAGAAAAGUUAUCGUAUUCCUUGACAUCUAACUGGCCUUGUUUUAAAUGGGCACACUAGUUUUCACAAAUCUUAUUAUUAACAGUUCUUAACCGAGUGUCGAAGAUCAUCGAGGGUCGCUUAGUUUUUGCUUCUAUUUAGUUUCGCCACCUUUUAAUCAGUCAUUUGCCAAGCUGAAACAAAUUGCGAUAUGCGGUUGUGUUAACUUGUUUUUACUGUGAGCUCCCAGGAGCUUUCAUUCGCUCAUUGUCUCCUACCUACUGGUCGGCCGUUGUGAUUACUUUGGUUUUGCGUUUACCACACUCAUCGAAAAAGCGCCCCGACGAAUAGUUUUCCUGUAACAACUAUAUUAAGUUCCUCUUUUUGUUGGUUUAUUUGUUGUUGUUUUUUUUCCAUUCUAGCUCGAUGUCUCAGAUGACGACGAGGCGGAUUCUCUCAUUAAGAUAGCUGAGGGGAGUGACGACGAAGAACAAAACGACGAUGAAGAUCUCUUACCAUUUUAAUCGGGAGAGACUGGAACAAACUCUAAACUGCUGACCGCCUAUUACAGUAACAGUUGCAUUAUUGGGAAGGGAGGGUGAAGAAAGUAAUUUUAUGGUGGCGAGCGACAGGGUUCGAUUCAGCGGGAAGCCAGUCGCAGUGUUUGAAGUGCAAGUAUUUUUCACCUAACGAUAACAUUGUCGACAGUCGGUAGAUGUGUUUAUCGGAGGACUGUCUUUGAGUUAAGCUCCUUUCACACAAAUUCAUUUGAAAACGAUGUUUUACGAUACAAAAACGGGUAAAAUUUGUGCCGUACGUUCAUUCUUUUUCGUAUUCUUAAAAAAACUUCAUCAUCUACCCUGAUUAGGAAAAAAACUUAAAAACGAAACUGUGUUUGAAAGGGAGACAUAUGACAUAGUUCACAUGACAAUUAAAUGGAAGUGUUUUCGUCCAUUCAGUUAAUGAAAACUAGGAAUAAAAAAAGGAACGUGUUCAGAUUUAUCGUAAGAUGAAUUUCGUGACGUUUUGUCCGCAGAACAAAUAGACUGGCGUAUAACGGAAGGAGAUAAUGGCAUGAAUCUAUAUCGUGACUCAGAUUGAUAAAAAAAAAAAUUUGAGUGAAAACUAAAGGAGUAGAAGAUUUUUUCAAAUGAGAAUGUAACGGUCAUUUUUAGCAAGGUCAUUUUUCACGAAAAAAUAUCACAACGAAAUUUGAAUGAAAUAGUAGAAUUCUAAAGUAAUUUAUUGCCACCUGUAGUGGCUAGACGUAGGUAGAGAAAUAACGAGGAGGAGAAAGAUCGACUCCAGGUAUUAUUAUUUUUUUAUAAUGGGGCUUUCGUGUUUGUAUUCUCUGGUGAGUGAAUCCUCUACUGAGGUUUGUGUAGAUGCUCUGUCUUCGCAACAUGAAUCGAAGCCUGUUUCAAAUUGUAAUUCUAAACACAUUUGUCGGUUUGGAGAAGGAAACAUGAGUUGCAGGGUUAUUUGAUAAAUUAGGUGUGGCAAUCAGGAGAGUUUUAUUUAAUAAUCCAAGUUGUUGUUAAUGAGCCAAGAGGAC